UCUGCCUGCCAUCGAAUCCACAGUUACUCCGCAGGCUUCGCUAUCGCCUCUGUGGUGUUGACGGAAACUAUUCAUGCAGCCUACUUUGUCAGCGAGCACGGACAUAACAUACAUUUAGUCAUCGGGCACGAAGAGCCUGUAGCCUAUUCAUCGAUCUAAUCGUAUUGUGCAUGAUAGAUAAAUGUUCUAACUUUACGCACGUAGAAUAGACAACAUCAAUCCACGUCAAGGCACUUGUUGAUUUGAAUAGGCUUCCUCACAGCCGUCCGCUGCUUGGGAGUACUACUUAGUUUUUGGGGUGGUGACCUGCGGCUACAGAUGGAUCGGAGUCCAUUGGGAGGUUGUCAUUAGUUUACCCAGGUUGUGUGUUACAGAGGCGGCUACAAAUGGCGAUGAUCCUCGGUUUUUAAGAGGUGGACAGCCCGGCAGCGUCCUUCAGGAACGUCAACAUCCUCACUAUCAGCUACCGAGGGAGGGGGCAUGGGCAACCAGGUGGAUAAAAUGAAACUGUCACAUCUAAGUUACGCAGAAGUUCCCACAAUGGACCCCAACGGGCUGGACACUGAGGAGGGUCCUCGGAUCGGAGUGUCAUAUAUUUUCUCAACAGAUGACGAGGAACAGGAGGGUGAAAACCGUAACGUAGACGGAGCGGAUAAGGAGCACCACACUGGUACGGAACAGAAACACUACGACAAGCGCAACGAGGUGGAUUGCGCUGUUUACCACCGGGAGGAAUGUAUUUAUGAGAAGAGCGUCAAGACCGCGGGCAUGGAAAUAUACUCCCCCGAGAACAUACUACACAAAUGCAAGGCAGGUGACCUGGUGGAGUUUGUAACCACGGGGCAGUACCCCCACUGGGCGGUGUAUGUCGGUGACUUCCAGGUGGUGCACCUGCACAGAGCAGAGAUAAAGAACAGCUUCCUGACAGACGCCAGCCAGGGAAGGAGAUGUAGGAUAGUCAACGAUCUGUAUAAAUUCAAAGCCCUCAGUGCCGAGAUGGUGGUUCAGAACGCUAUGGAACAGGUAGGAGCUAAAGACAGAGAGUUGAGCUGGAGAAAUUCAGAGUGCUUUGCCGCUUGGUGCAGGUUUGGCAAACGGGAGUUCAAAAUGGGCGGGGAGAUCCGGAUAGGAAAACAGCCAUACAGGUUAAAGAUCCUGAUGUCAGAUAAACAGUCUCACAUGCUGGAGUUCCAGUGUUUAGAGGACUUGGUCACGGAGAAGAGGAGACACGACCAGGUGGGAAGGACAUCAGUGGUCCAGGAGCUGGCCAAUCAUUUGAACAGUGUGGAAGAGAUCAAAAGGAAUCCACUCAGUGAUCCAAUAACUGCACAGAUUGCUCAGUGAUCUGAUGGAUUUAAGAUGAUGAUGUCCCUUUCCUAUCUAAUCACAGACCACUAAGUGGAGUACCAAACACACAUUUUAUAAUACAUGUUGAUGAAUUGAAUCAAAUGGCACAUUCUGUUUUUUGAUGAAUUGAAUCAAAUGGCACAUUCUGAUGAAUAGAAUCAAAUGGCACAUUCUGAUGAAUAGAAUCAAAUGGCACAUUCUGUUUUUUGAUGAAUAGAAUCAAAUGGCACAUUCUGUUUUUUGAUGAAUAGAAUCAAAUGGCACAUUCUGAUGAAUAGAAUCAAAUGGCACAUUCUGUUUUUUGAUGAAUAGAAUCAAAUGGCACAUUCUGUUUUUUGAUGAAUAGAAUCAAAUGGCACAUUCUGUUUUUUGAUGAAUAGAAUCAAAUGGCACAUUCUGUUUUUUGAUGAAUAGAAUCAAAUGGCACAUUCUGUUUUUUGAUGAAUAGAAUCAAAUGGCACAUUCUGUUUUUUGAUGAAUAGAAUCAAAUGGCACAUUCUGUUUUUUGAUGAAUAGAAUCAAAUGGCACAUUCUGAUGAAUAGAAUCAAAUGGCACAUUCUGUUUUUUGAUGAAUAGAAUCAAAUGGCACAUUCUGUUUUUUGAUGAAUAGAAUCAAAUGGCACAUUCUGUUUUUUGAUGAAUAGAAUCAAAUGGCACAUUCUGUUUUUUGAUGAAUAGAAUCAAAUGGCACAUUCUGUUUUUUUGAUGAAUAGAAUCAAAUGGCACAUUCUGUUUUUUGAUGAAUAGAAUCAAAUGGCACAUUCUGUUUUUUGAUGAAUAGAAUCAAAUGGCACAUUCUGUUUUUUGAUGAAUAGAAUCAAAUGGCACAUUCUGAUGAAUAGAAUCAAAUGGCACAUUCUGUUUUUUGAUGAAUAGAAUCAAAUGGCACAUUCUGUUUUUUGAUGAAUAGAAUCAAAUGGCACAUUCUGAUGAAUAGAAUCAAAUGGCACAUUCUGUUUUUUGAUGAAUAGAAUCAAAUGGCACAUUCUGUUUUUUGAUUGAUGGAGAAAAUUGUCUCAAAGGUGCAGAAUAUGAUUUGUUUAUGAAUCAUAAUGAAAACAUGUUGUAGAGCAUAGGUUGAUCAAUCAUCUCGCUUAUUGUACCGUACCAAUCAUCUGAGUCAAGUAAAUUAUCAUUACAUCUUUGCAA
Messenger RNA from Oncorhynchus nerka (sockeye salmon), 2497 nucleotides. RefSeq names its product protein LRATD2-like. Lineage: Eukaryota; Metazoa; Chordata; Actinopteri; Salmoniformes; Salmonidae. The record is from RefSeq and is a predicted model, not a curated record. The transcript has a single exon. The coding region runs from base 481 to 1344 and encodes 287 amino acids.